CCACUACCUCCGAACUCCCACAACACCAUUUUACUCUUUACUCGGAGAGAGCGCGAAUUGAAGGAUCAGGUUUGUGUCUUUUUGACGGCGAAAUCAAUUUGGGAAUUAGGGCUCGGCCCAUAAAAAAACAAUUGAAAAUCAUGGGGCGGCUGUUUAUAGAGACGCUGAGUGGGCCAAGGAUCUUCAAGUGCAGGUAUUGCAAAGUGGACUCUGCGUCCCGCGACGACGUCGUUUCCAAGGAGUUUCAGGGCCGUUAUGGCAGAGCCUAUCUCUUCAGGAAUGUGGUAAAUAUAUCUCUUGGGCCUAUUGAAGAGAGGCAACUCAUUAGCGGAUUGCAUACUGUGAACGACGUAUAUUGUAGCUCUUGCCAGCAAAUUCUGGGCUGGAAAUAUGACAAGGCUUAUGAGCCAAGCCAAAAGUAUAAAGAAGGAAUGUACAUCCUAGAGAGGGAACGGAUGCUGAAGGAGGGUUGGUGAUGCUUGGACAGGAAACAUUUGCGAGAAUAGACCAAAAGCCAUCUCUUUGCAAUACUUUACACUUUCUGUAAGUAAACAGUGUUCAUCCAGAUUGCAGCUGGUGCAACUUUAGGAUAAGACCUUUUUGAUUCUGAGCACCAAACGGCAAUAAUAGUGUUCUGUUUAUUGGA
Molecule: messenger RNA, 646 nt
Organism: Prunus avium (sweet cherry)
Lineage: Eukaryota; Viridiplantae; Streptophyta; Magnoliopsida; Rosales; Rosaceae
Product: putative yippee-like protein Os10g0369500
Source: RefSeq, a predicted model, not a curated record